This is a messenger RNA of Penicillium cinerascens, 4728 nucleotides long. Its product is annotated as mediator of RNA polymerase II transcription subunit 12. Gene Ontology annotation, biological process: regulation of transcription by RNA polymerase II. The record is from RefSeq and is a predicted model, not a curated record. Gene Ontology annotation, molecular function: transcription coregulator activity. Gene Ontology annotation, cellular component: mediator complex. The transcript is spliced from 4 exons. Lineage: Eukaryota; Fungi; Ascomycota; Eurotiomycetes; Eurotiales; Aspergillaceae. The coding region runs from base 1 to 4728 and encodes 1575 amino acids.
AUGAUACCCCAUUCCUCUGCCGGCGGCCAAUCGUGGGGCCACCAGAUGCGAUCAUUCAAUGGUGGUCCCGGACGGAUUGAUCUGGCGCAGAUGUCUGGCCAGUAUGAUCCUCCCUCGGACGUCUUCCAGCCGGCUCCGUCGCAAGCCCAGCCGCCACCCAAGACUCGUCAGUCUGCCGUCGUCGACCUGACGGGUGGACUCGAGUCCCACGACAGGGAACCUCCGCCGAAGCGACCUAAGCUCGAUAUUUCUGGUGGAUCGAAUGUGGGGGAUGCGGUGAUAGUGAAUAGUGCCGAGGCAAGGAGUACCCCAGGAAGCGCGGGCUCGCGACCUCCCCUCUCCUGGCGCGGCCGUCCGCUAUGGUCUUUCCAGGCUGUCAUGUCGGAAAUCCCGGGCAGCGAGAGCCGGGGUGAUAACGCGACUGGAUCCAGACCAUCUUCGCCGCCCCCGUUUCCUGCUCAGCCUUGGUGUAGCGCCGUACCCGAUCGUCAAGUUACCGGGUCCAGAUCUCGGGACAGCUCUCCGGACAAGAAGGUCCAGACAACUCCGUACCGCAUUCAAACCCCUUCUGUGGCUCCAAUACUCAAGGGCGAGAAAGUUGCCGAUUUCACCCCAUGGACCGGUAAUCAUCCCGAAGACGUUCUAAAUGAGCAAACCGCGAAGCAAGGAUAUUAUGAUCGUACGCAGGUCUCUCAGAAUGAAUCCAACACGGCUCGCCCUGCAUUAUAUGGUCAAUUAAAACACCGCACGAGCCUGCACGUGCUUUCCUCCGUCUUUGCCGCUGCCUUGGAGAAACGACAGAAAUACAACACGGUGCAUGCGCCAUCGAGCUUCAAGCCCCCACCAAGAGUCACCCUCACCGACAAUAAACGGGAGGCCUGGCUCCGAGAUCUUGCCAAUCCAUCUGUACCGCUGCGCAAGCUGAGCCGGACCAUCCCCCACGGUAUCCGAGGCAAGGUUCUUUUGGACCAAUGUCUAGGCAAGUGGAUUCCAGUGGCCAGGGCUGUGUGGCUUGCGAAGUGUGUGGGUGCCAAUGAGAUCCGUGCGUUUAAACGGAAAGGUACCAGUGGCGCGUUGGCUGUGGGCUUGGAAGCAAAAUGGGUGCGAGACUGGACAACCAACGUUCACCAAUUUGUUGAGGGGGUGUUUAGUUCUCCCAAGUCGGCGGGUUGGAAAGCCCGGAUGACCUAUGCCAUCGGAUUGACCGCCCGCCUGUUCUUUGAGAACUUACUGGACCACGAUCAUUUUAUCGAGUGGUUCCUGACCUCCUUCGAAGCGGCGUCUCUUUCCACCGUGCCUGUUUGGCUUUUGAUGCUUGGCAUAUACUGGAACAACAUCAUGCGGUAUAGGCGUAGGGGCAGGCGCUUGGCCGAAAUUCUGCUUGCGAAGCUGCGUUUGUCCACUGAAGCCAAAUUGGAAACCCUUCAUCCUCUUGUCGACCGGCUAUCUCGAUUUAUCAAAAAGCUUGUUCAUGGACAUACUUCAUCCAUGAUUUUGCCGAAUACCUGGGACAUGUACAAGCAUCAGGUCUCAUCAUGCCUGAACCUCUCGGACAAAGUGGAUAGGGCCCUGUUCCAGAGCAUUGCAGAACGCAAUGCGCGAGUUCAGAGACCCCGAAACUCGAAACAAGCCACACACCGUUCCCCUCACCAACACAUUAUCCGUCUCCUCGAUUCUAUCUGCUCUGCGCAGGACAUUGCUUCCGUCUCAUCCGCUUGUUUGGAAGCCGUCGACGACAAGCCGAUUUUAGUCUCCAAGCUACUGGAAUGGCUUGCGACCCCGUUCCGCCACGGCAUCUGCCGAGUCUACGUUGGCGUUCGGUUGUUGCGAAAGUGGAAGUCAUGCGGCGUGGAUGUGGACGGGCAUAUUCUGUCCUUCCUCACCCGAUUCCGGGAUAGCAAGAAACUGAACAUGGAAAACGUAUACCAUGUCAUUUCCGAGCUUGUCAGGUCACAGACAUUCUCGGUUGGUCGAUACUUGCAAUGGCUCAUGGCAAAAGGUGCCACUAGCCACUCCCCAAGUGAAGGGCAAACCGUGCGCGACUUGCCAUGUGAUUUUGGUCUGAUAGCCCAAUUGCCCAUCAGCCGCCUUCCAGAACAUGUUGGCAACCUGCGCAGCACUUUGUUGGCCCGUAUCGGGUUGUCUGUCUCGCAAGAGACUGCAAUGGUUGCCAAUGUCAAGGAUCUCAUCAGCCGUCGUCUUCCGGGGAUCUUUGAUAUGGACAUGCAUGAUGAGUUGUCGCUCGAUUCAUUGCCUGUGAACUUGACCUGGGCCGUAAAGGCUCAAAUCAGCCAGUGGCUGCGACGCGGGGUCACUGAACAUACUAGUGAGACUGCAAUUAUCCGACCCAGUCUCCCAGGUGAUGCAGUCCUAUCGACCUCCGCCCUGACGCCGGAUGAGUUCUACCGUGUCCGCGACAUUCUGGAAACCUUUGGUGACAUCUCUAUGCUGGCAGAUGUGUUAAAGUGUGCCUCGAGCUCCGAUGACAGUACUGUUCUCGCGUCGGUUGCUGAUACCACGAAUUGCCAUUUUGAUUCAUUGUCCGUAAUUGGUGCUACAACCGACCUGUUCCGCAAGCUCGUCGAUGCUUAUGCGGGCCUGAAGCGCUUCGGCACGCCUAGUCUGGAUCUAAUGUUCUCGCUCAUUGAACUUGGUCUACGGAUCCCCAGUGAGCUCAACACUGUUUCCAUUCUUCGCCAGGACCUUUCUCGCAUGGAAAAUAAGUCGAGUGUUGCUGCUUCCUCGCCUGUAUCCGACCACAUCGCUGACACUCUUGUCGACACGGACCCUUUGUUCGGUGAAAAGCUGGAUCAGCUUCUCCUGUCUGGCAAUUUCAUGGACGAGUCUACUUUGGACUCGAUAUUCAACACUCUGACCAAGCAAAUGGAGUCAGACGAUGGCAAAGCAAAACUCUCGGCUAACGACACCUGCCGCUAUCUGGCGCGGUUGCGGUCUUUCCAGCCCAAGCAUUUCGAUGGAAUUCUUGCUCGCUGGGUUUGUGGUCAUCUCCGGUAUCCUGAUCGCGCCACCUUGCUCCGUAUGCUUCCAUCUCUGAUUGGGGUCGGAUGCGUCACGAUUCGGUCGUUCUUGUCCCUGCUCAGGAGGCUCGGGUCUUCCUCAACGCCGAUUCUCAAUGCGAAGGAAUUGCCUGCAGAUCUUGUCGAACUUCUCGUGUCUCGCACGGCUGAUGGCGAGUAUCUCGAUCUGGUUUCCUAUCGAUUCCAAUUGGCGCAACAAGAGUUCCUUUCCAAGAACUCCGAAGAGGCCUUGAGAAUUGUCUGCGAUGCUGCGGCGUAUCUCAGCGCUGGUGAUAACAAGCGAAAGGACUUGGAGGCAUCUAUGGUCACGCUGUUGAGGAAACUGCUAGUGCGAAACCCCGAAUGUGCGGACCAGAACUGCGUGCAGAAGCUUGUCGAUCAAUACCCGGCAGCUACGGGUGUUCUCCAAAAGGCACUCGAUCUUCUGCUCGGAGUAGAUCCACAACAAGGGAACUCGGUGAUCUCAGAGGUCGAGAAGCUUGCAGGUACGACUGAUGAUUUCUCACUUCCAUUCUGCCAGUUGAAGCUUCAAGUUCUCUUCACUGGAGACCCGGACAAAGAAGAUCGCAACAGCAUCGUCGAUGCGAUGUUCAAGAGUGUCGUGGCAGGCUCCCGUGCGCACAACCUCAACUGGGUCGAUCUCGUUGCUCUCAUGAACCCAGACGCAGUACGCCAGAUACGUGAAUGUGCCGAGAAGGAGUUCUUCGCUAUCCCGCUUUUCGACGAGCCCAAUGAUGCCCUCACAGCGCCGCAUGACGUGACAUCCCUGAAUUCAGCCAAACUGUAUCUCACCAUCAUUGAGCAGCUGGCCAGCAGCAUCCCAGAAUCCGGGAGUCCGUCGGUUGCCUCGGUCCUCGUGGAGAAGAUGGACUUGCUUCUUCACAAGAUCAUCACCAUGCGAGCCAACUUCAACGGUGAACAUCACUCUGAACCCGCAGCCAACCAGGCACGAACCAAUUUCGAGCGCUCUCUUGCCUUCUGGUUCUCAGCCCUCUUGAGAAUGGUCGUCCUCCACCGCGCCUCGUUCAUGCAGCCAUCUCCCGCCCUGAAGAUCAAUUCUACCCACGAGCAAUCCCGACUCUUGAUCUCAAUUUUCUGCAUUGCGCUUUCUCGUCUUCCAGGCGAUGUUCUACGCCUCUUCCCAGGAGCAGACUAUUUUCCCCGCUCCGGCGCAGUCGAAGAUUACCGCCCCUGUCCAGGCAUCCUAUUACAAACCCACGCCCUAGACGUCGCCGCCUCCUUGAUUGAUCUCUUCCCAGACGAAGUCCGCCACCAAUGCACCCGCUUCCUCAAGGAGAAAUGUCCGCCCUUCGUUCCCCUUCAAAACGACUCCCGCUUCCUCUACCUCCUAGGCCCGAUGGUGGAUUCUCAUGCAGCUGCUCUCGCUCAGCCUGCGUCGGCUCCCUCUCCAUCCGCUUCCACGUCAACUCCCACUCCCACGCCUGCCACUUUCCCCAAUUCUGCUUCUGGCUCUACACAGCAACCGCCUUCAUCGUCAGUACUGUCUGCAGGUGCGAGCGAAGGGUCGAAUUGCUUGACGAGUCGGCUUCGUCUCCAACGCGGUGGGAAGAUUGUUGGUCCGUAUCCAAUUCGGCCUUGGGAGCUUUUGGAAGAUGCGGCUCCUUUCGUGGGUCCAAAUGACACGGCUGUGAAUUUGGGAUAUUUCGAUGCGCGACGCGUCAGGGUCUAG